AUGGAGAAAAUAAAUACGGAGCUGUUGAUAAGUUUAGUGGAAGCGAGACCCGCUUUAUGGGAUAAAACACUUGACACAUAUAAAGACAAAAAUUUAAAGUCGUCAGCAUGGAGAGAGAUAUGUUCUCUGUUAAAGGAGAAUUUCGAAGAUAUGGAACAAAAGGAGAGGCAGGCUUUUGGUAAGCUGAUUUUAAAAAAGUGGACAUACAUUCGAGACUCGUGGAUGAAAGCAUUGAAAAAACAUAAAGACCAAAAAACAAGUGGCACAUCGACCAAACCUUCAAGACUUUAUAUAUAUAAUGAGCAGAUGUCAUUCCUGAAAAAAAUUACAGAUUCAACUGUUUGUCAUGAAAACACUAAUAAUGAAAAUAACACCGAGAUAGAAGACUUGGAUGCAGAAGUUAUUGAAGAGAGUGUUCCACCUGAACAACCGAAUAUGGAAGCAAAUCAGUCUGGUAGUACUCCCAUCAGUACUUCUACUGCACGCAGAAAGAGGAGUAUUAAUGAAGUUGAUGCCAAAAUGAUGCGAUUCAUAGACCAUCAAAUCAACUUAUCCAAGUCAGCCACAGCCACAAACAAUUUCAAGAGUAACAACACCAAUGACUAG
This is a messenger RNA of Acanthoscelides obtectus, 606 nucleotides long. The record is from the annotation of a GenBank genome assembly. NCBI's taxonomy places the organism in Eukaryota, Metazoa, Arthropoda, Insecta, Coleoptera, Chrysomelidae.